AUGGCACCGCUCAUAAUCCUACAGCUGCAUGUUGUGUCCGUGCAGCAGGCCCUCGACAUGAUGAAGCAGCGGUGGAGAUGGGCCCUCGACAUGAUGAGGCAGCGGUGGGGACGCGGUGUGGGUGCGGUGUGCGGGCGUGGAGAAUGCCAGGCAGGCGCGGUGGUGGAGCGGCAGCGGCGCGUGUGGAGCAGGUUUCCAUUGUGCGCUUUGUAA
This is a messenger RNA of Knipowitschia caucasica, 213 nucleotides long. NCBI's taxonomy places the organism in Eukaryota, Metazoa, Chordata, Actinopteri, Gobiiformes, Gobiidae. The record is from the annotation of a GenBank genome assembly.